AUGUUGAUUGUGCUAAGGUCCGUCCCUCCGGAGCAUCGAAGUAUCUCGCUCGGUUUUAAUGGAUUUCUCGUCAGCUUGUUAGCCACAUUACCGUCGCCUGUGUUUUGGGGCAAAAUAUUUGAUAUGAGCUGCUUGAUGUGGCAGAAUUUAUGUAGUAAGACUGGAGCAUGUCCUAUUUAUGACACUGAUGAAUUGCGAAUACGAAUCCAUCUCAUCUAUGGUGGCCUACGAGUGCUCUCAUUGCUCUCUGACAUUUGGGUGGUGUACUGGGCCAAAGGACUCAAACUAGUGGACGAGGAGGAAGAAAAGAAGAAAGAGGAUGGGAGUGUUCGAGAACUUGAGUUGCUGAACAGAGAAGAGCAUGCGAACCCCAAAUUUGAAGCUACAAAUGAUGAAAAGGUUUUGAAAGAUUGA
This is a messenger RNA of Cylicostephanus goldi, 414 nucleotides long. The record is from the annotation of a GenBank genome assembly. Lineage: Eukaryota; Metazoa; Nematoda; Chromadorea; Rhabditida; Strongylidae.